AAAACACUUGUAACGUAUAACGUUGAUAAUUUUCUAAGUUUUUGCAAAAAAUAAAAUAUUAACUGGUAAUGAAAAUUGUAAACUAUAGUUUUUCUUAGUUCUUCUUUAUCAUUAAAGAAUGCCAGGGUAAGCGCAAUUACUUCUGUUGAAAAACAUAGCAUUUGUUACAGAGAUGUCUUUGGAUCAUAUGUUUUGUUCUCGAUGCAGAGAAGGUUUUGUACCUCAUGAAAAAAUUGUUAAUUCACAUGGAGAAUUAUGGCAUCCUCAGUGUUUUGUAUGUGCACAAUGUUUUCGUCCAUUCCCAGAUGGAAUAUUUUAUGAGUUCGAAGGAUAUAAAUAUUGCGAACAUGAUUUUCAUGUCUUGUUUGCACCUUGUUGUGAAAAAUGCGGGGAAUUUGUUAUUGGCCGUGUAAUAAAAGCAAUGAAUGCUAACUGGCAUCCAGCGUGUUUCCGUUGCGAAGAAUGCAGUGGUGAAUUAGCUGAUGCAGGAUUUAUUAAGUGUCAAGGCAGAGCUUUAUGCCACACAUGUAAUGCACGCGUUAAAGCAGGAGCACUGGGAAAAUAUAUUUGUCAUCAAUGCCACGGAGUAAUUGACGACAAACCUCUACGUUUUCGAGGGGAGCUUUAUCAUCCGUACCACUUCAAUUGUACAGCUUGCGGUACAGAACUUAAUUCUGAUGCUAGAGAAGUUAAUUCUAGACCAGGAUAUGCUGCCAAUGAAAUGAAUGAGUUGUAUUGCUUGAGAUGUCAUGAUAAAAUGGGAAUUCCAAUUUGCGGAGCAUGCCGACGUCCGAUAGAAGAACGUGUAGUAACUGCUUUGGGUAAACAUUGGCAUGUUGAACAUUUUGUAUGUGCAAAAUGUGAAAAACCAUUCUUAGGUCAUAGACAUUAUGAGAAAAAAGGUUUAGCUUACUGUGAGACACACUACCAUCAACUUUUUGGAAAUCUUUGUUUUGUCUGUAAUCAGGUCAUUUCUGGGGAUGUCUUCACAGCUUUAAACAAAGCAUGGUGCGUUCAUCACUUUGCUUGUGCAUUUUGUGAUCAAAAAAUGAAUCAAAAAACUAAAUUCUUCGAAUUUGAUCUGAAGCCAGCUUGCAAAAAAUGUUAUGAUAAAUUUCCACAAGAAUUAAAGAAACGUAUGCGUCGUAUGUACGACUUAAAUCCUAAAAGAAUACCCGCUUAAAACUAUAUUAUAUCAUUUUAUUUACACUAAUUACAGGAAGUAAAGUAAAAAAAAUUCAGCAUAUUAAUGAAAGUUAACAGUAAAAUGUAACAUACCUAUGUACUGAUUGCUAAUAUUAAUCAAAUCACUGUAUU
This is a messenger RNA of Osmia lignaria (orchard mason bee), 1317 nucleotides long. RefSeq names its product LIM zinc finger domain containing stck (gene stck). Lineage: Eukaryota; Metazoa; Arthropoda; Insecta; Hymenoptera; Megachilidae. Gene Ontology annotation, cellular component: cytoplasm; cell-cell junction; focal adhesion. The record is from RefSeq and is a predicted model, not a curated record. Gene Ontology annotation, biological process: positive regulation of substrate adhesion-dependent cell spreading; cell-cell junction organization; cell-cell adhesion.